CUUGGAAUUCACCAAGUGGCGCUUCUGUACCAUAAUGGAUUCUCAAGCGUUCGCUUUUUCGAUGCGUUUCGACGAAUCAGAAUGCUUCUUUAAAAGUUUCAGAUAUACUACUAGUAGUACUUUUUUUUUUGGACAAACUAGUAGUAGUACUAUUGUUUUGCCUUUUUAAUCAGAAAGUCGCAAUAAUGAAUGAUAUCUCUCUCCUUUGCUUUGACCUUACAAAAACUAAAAUAUCUUUUUCGGUCGGCGUAGUAGUAUAAAAUAUCUUUUGGUUCGAAAAAAAACGAAAGAUAUUUUCUUGACGGGAAAGAAAGGGGGAAACUAACAAAUAUCUGCCAAAUUAGAUACGUAUGUAUAACGACGAGACCAUAUAGAUAAUUAAUUAAUUAUUGUCAUGUAACUGUGCACAAUAUUUAAAUAUAAAUAGUACUAGUAGAUUUUAUUCACCAAUGUAACAAAUAUUCGCUUCUGCAAUGAUGAUGAUAGAUCGAUCUCUUUUGUCCUUUUCUUCUUUAUUCUAUUGUUCACCGGUUCACUAAACCCUUUUUUUUUUUUUUUGCCAUCUAAUAGGUUUAUUAAGGGACAAAGCCCAACAGGAAAUCCCACAUACAUUACCAAAAAAAAACAAACACAAAAGGAUAGAAAACUAAAUGGGUUUUAAGCCCAACCCACGAAACCGGCCCAAAUCAUUAACCGGAUCAGCGCCUCCAUUACCCGGCGCGAUAAGCCCAACAUCAGCACCUCAAGCCCACAAGACCUCACACACACACGUGUCGAUUAAUUAUCAAGGCCAAACACACGUGUUGAACUCCUCACCGAUGAGGAACACGUGUUUCACCGACACCUCUACCUUUCACUUCUUCGAACAUCGUCACCAGAGCCAUCACCGGCGUUACAUCGAAGUAUCACCGGAAUAGAAACUCCGUGGCACAAAUCCAUCGUCUUCCACGAAGAGCAUCAUCGACCAAUCGAGAUCUCAUCCAAGGAAGAACCCAAACUCCGAUCCAGUCAAGAUCUCAAACACCAACCCAAUCGAGAUCUUCUUACUUGCCUUGAUUUCGUGUAUCGGAGAGCAUACAAUCGACCCAGUCGAGAUCUUCUCCGACUCCCAGAGAAUCAAAGCUUUAAACCCAUUGAUUGCAUCACAAAGGAAAAUAAACUUCUAUUGUCGACGGCGCAGAGCUUCUGAAGCCUCUACCUCCCCGAGAUCAAAAGCCGACGACGACAAGGCUGAAAGAGCCUCUGUCUCCCGGAAUCAAAACAUUUGGUAGAACACCAGAGAAAGCUUCGUCUAAUCUCAUCUCCGUUAAGAAACGAAGAGAGAGAAAGAAAAGUCUCGGGCUCCGCCUGAGUGAAUUUUAAAAAAAAGGUGAACUCACCGGUUCACUAAACCCAUUUCUUUUACGAAUAAUCGAAUAUAUGAAUAAAUUAAGAUAAAAGAGUUUUACUUAUUGCCGAAAUCCAUAGUCGAUGAUCCCAUUUGACUCGCAUAAAAAAGUUUGAAGGAUUAAAAGAAAAAAAAGAAGCAAAACGUGAACAGACAAUAAAAAAUGGUUGAAUGAUUUUUUUAGUUGAUGAAUUUCUCUGCAACUUUAAAAAAAAAAAAUUAGAAAACAAUUGUUACAGAAGUGUCCUAAAUUCUAAAUCACACUCUAAAAUAUACCUAACUCUAUGUUUCAAAUGCUCAAUAUCUUUCCUUUCUUAUUCUAUUCAUUUUUGCUCGGUAAGCAUUAUAAGAAAUAAAGCUGAGUAAAACUUGGUUAAGCUUUACGGUUAGUGUUUAGUCAAAACGGAUGUAAAGUUAGCUUAUAUUACUAAGCAUGACCCAUAACUGUAUAUUUGUUAAUACAACUUGAAAAUACAAAAUCGACGAUAAUGGAAGCAAAAAGGAGAGAAAAAGAGCUAAAGAUAAGACGCACUGAGAGAUUGGGCAAAAAUAACAAGUUGAAUAUGAUGCUGGAAUGUUAGUUAGAUAAGAUUCUAGGACGAUCCGAACUUCCGAAGUCUCGUACAAAAACAUCGUAUUCUUAUUCCUCGAAUAUAAAACCACCGGCUUAUAUUAGAGGCAGCUGAUGACACUUCACUUAUUUUUCUUAAGAUAACAUUAAUUAUCUUAUUAAUUCUUCACUAGUGCCUUUCUAUGAACUUAACACCAACUUUUUUGUUAUUUCUUUAUUAUAUGCCUCUCCCACCAAUCACGACUUAAAACAUCAAUAAUACUACUCUCUCCGUUUUGUUAAUAUAAAUUGUUUUAGAAUCGUGCACACAAAUUAAGAAAAUCAAUAAUUUCUUACAUUUUCUAAACAAAAACAUCACUAAUUAUUUACUUAACCAUAAAUCAACCAAUAAUAAAAUAGAAGGUACAAUAAUAUAACAUUAACUUUUAAUAAAUUUUAUAUAAAAAAUCAAAAACGUCAUAUAAUUUAAAACAUAAAAAUUUCUCUAAAACGACUCAUAUUAAAAAAAAAUGGAUGGAGUAUUAAAUAUCCUAUUCCUAGGAGGACAUCAUUAGCUGUGUGACAUAAGGAGAUUAUCUCAUGAGUUGACCUAACCUAACCUUUUAUACCAGAAUCCCAAAAAGCUCUUUCAAAUCUUUGAGGUUUCAAUAUUUGGUAGAAAAGAACCGCACAAAAAAAAGGAAGUGGAACUAUUUCUCAUAGAAAGAUCCUAAGAGACAUGGGUUUUGACUCAGCUGAGCAAAAGAGUCUUUUUUUUUUUGUUUGAACGGCUGAGCAAAAGAGUUUUAACAAAAAGCUACAAUAAAGAGCCAGGUCUUGGCAGUAAUGGGUCAUAUUAUUGUAAGGUUUUUCUAAUUACGUUAAUGGACCGAACUGACUAUAAAUAUAGCGUCCCAUAAUACUGGUGGACUUGUAUUUUUUUUUCCUGGUGGAAUUUUUACAUUAUCAAGUAAUCAAAUCAAGUAUCAUAUAAAUAAUUUAGAUACCAAUUUUUAUUCGUAGUUUGAUUAGACUAAAAUUAAAUAAAAAAAAUGGAUGACAUAUAUAAAUUUUUGUAUGUACUAUUUUUACAAUUCAUAAUUUAUGUAAUAUAUUAUUUUGUAUAAAAACUAGAGCUUAUGGGUUUAUAGAAAUGAUAACACUAAUUCAAGUUUUAGUUUUAUUUAGGAGAAAAUUAAUAAAAAGGUGCAUUUACAUUUUCUAAGAUAAAUAAUUUUGAUAUUAUUAUGUAAUAUAUUCAUACUGACUCAAAGUAAAAAAAAAAUUAAUUAUGUCAAAUCCUAUAGUCUAGACUCAGAUGAAAUAUUUCCCUACUUGAUAUAUCGACUUAAGUUUAUGAAUUCAUCCUACUUUUGGUUCCUUUAUAAAAAAAAUGUUUAAUUGAUAUUUUGAAUUUUGAAAAAACCCCCAUUCUAUAAUCCAAAAUCUUAAAAACAAAUUCGAACCAAAUUAAUCGGGAGAAAAAGAGACUGAAAAAAAAGAAAAAAAAAGUGAGAAGUAAUUUAUAUGGUGGACCAAAAAACAAGGAGUAUGUAUUUGACAUAUUGUUAAUUAUUCGUAAAUCGACAAUGUGGAGCAGUUAUGUGUUAAGUGGUGUACAAAUGAUUCUCUUUAUUUAGCUCACUCGAUCGAGAUCUCCUUAGUUUCAGCAUCAUCUUUCACUCUCUCACUCGCAAACACACCAAUACGAAGCAUAAUAGUGGAAUAAGAAAAAGAAAGUGGAAGUUAGGGAUGAGAGAUUACCUUCCAAAAUACUUGAACGCCUUUCUCUUGGCAUUUGCCACUUUCGCUGUUGUAUUUGCCAUUUUCAUUGCAAAGGAUCCAAAUACAUCUCACCAUCUUUAUUUCUCAACAUCAUCUUCUUCACUAUGGACCUCUUCCUUUUCCUCCGCCUUCAUCACGGAAAAAAGGAAGAGGAACGGAUCAAAUCCAGGUUCUUUAUCCUGGAAAAGAGACAAGAAAGUAGAAGCGGAAUUAGCAACCGCGAGGGCGUUGAUCAGAGAAGCCCAACUAAAUCCUAAUUCUACAACAUCAUCUCCUCUAAGAGAUGAAGACUAUGUUCCUCAUGGCGAGAUUUAUCGGAACCCUUAUGCAUUUCAUCGAAGCUAUCUUCUUAUGGAGAAGAUGUUUAAGAUAUACGUUUAUGAAGAAGGAGAUCCACCAAUUUUUCACUAUGGUCUUUGUAAAGACAUAUACUCCAUGGAAGGAUUGUUGCUAAACUUUAUGGAAAACGAUGUUCUUACAUAUCGGACCCGAGAUCCCGACAAGGCUCAUGUCUACUUCUUACCUUUUAGUGUUGUCAUGAUUCUUCACCACCUCUUCGAUCCCGUUGUUCGAGACAAGGCUGUCUUGGAACGUGUCAUCGUCGACUAUGUUCAGAUUAUUUCCGAGAAAUAUCCGUAUUGGAACACAAGCGAUGGUUUUGAUCACUUCAUGUUGUCUUGCCAUGACUGGGGACAUAGGGCAACAUGGUACGUAAAGAAGCUAUUUUUCAAUUCCAUAAGAGUAUUAUGUAACGCCAAUAUAUCAGAAUAUUUCAAUCCGGAGAAAGAUGCUCCAUUUCCUGAAAUCAAUUUACAAACCGGAGAAAUCAACAACUUAACCGGCGGUUUAGACCCGAUGUCUCGUACAACACUGGCUUUCUUUGCUGGACAAUCACAUGGAAAAAUUCGUCCGGUUCUUCUAAACCACUGGAAAGAAAAGGACAAAGACAUUCUGGUUUACGAGGACCUACCGGGCGAAUUAGAUUACAAAGAGAUGAUGAGGAAAAGCCGGUUUUGUAUUUGUCCUAGCGGCCACGAGGUGGCUAGUCCGAGAGUACCGGAGGCGAUAUAUAGUGGAUGUGUACCGGUUCUUAUCUCGGAAAAUUAUGUUUUACCGUUUAGUGAUGUUUUGAAUUGGGAGAAAUUUUCGGUAUCGGUAUCGGUUAAGGAAAUACCGGAACUAAAAAGGAUAUUGAUGGAUAUACCGGAGGAUCGGUACAAGAAGCUAUACGAGGGAGUGAAGCAAGUGCAGAGGCAUAUAUUGGUUAAUGAUCCUCCAAAGAGAUAUGAUGUGUUUAAUAUGAUUAUACAUUCUAUUUGGUUAAGAAGAUUAAAUGUUAAAUUGUUAUGAUUAAAUGUUUAAUCUGAUUAUAGCACUCAUUUGUGACAAUUUUCCAAACCCCAAUCGAUUGUUAAUUUGUAAUCAUACGCCACCAACCUCCAGAAGUUGAAAAAUGCUAAUUAUAGCAUAAGUUUAAACCUAAUUGCUUCAUUAAGACUAGAAAAACGAACAUGACUAUGAGCAUGCACAUGUCAAGUUAAGCAUAUAGUAUUUGAUUAAAUACAAAAUGGAUGACAGAUUAGUUGGAACAUAGAGGGAAACAUGUAGUCUAGAGGAGACCAAGACAUGGAAGACUUGGACACCAUGGUUCCAUAAUUGUUACAUCACAGCUCGAUUAUUUGUUCAACAAACUUAUUAAUUAUCAUUAUACAUAUAUUGACUAAUUCUCGUGUCAUAAAUAUAUAAACUGUAAGACAACGGUAUAUUAAACAAAUAUUACUUUUGUAUCAUUAUUAAAUCUAAUUUUUGACCAAAUCAAAUAACCAAAGGUUUUGGUCUUUAAAAAAUUUAGAGUUGACAAUAAGCGUGUACCGAUCGACAACUAAGAAUCAAGAAAACACGGAAUGAUAUUAUGCAUACGAAAUUCAGACUAUACGAUUCCGUUGGUACAUGACAAUGACUCAUGAAACAAAUAAAAACUAUAAACUCAUUCCUUUAUUUAUAUUUCCACAAACUUGUGAUCUUAAAGAAGACCACAAAAUCUCCGAGACAAAAAAAAAACUAUCAAAACAUU
Messenger RNA from Brassica rapa (field mustard), 5796 nucleotides. Its product is annotated as probable glycosyltransferase At3g07620. The record is from RefSeq and is a predicted model, not a curated record. Lineage: Eukaryota; Viridiplantae; Streptophyta; Magnoliopsida; Brassicales; Brassicaceae. Gene Ontology annotation, molecular function: glycosyltransferase activity.